AUGUCGACAACGGUGGAAAUGUCAACGACAAAAGUUGAAAUUCGUUCAGUUCUCGUCAAACAUUGGCGAUCUUUGGACAAGGCGCGUCUUCACACCAUUCAUUUUUGGAUAUUUAUAUAUGCGUCGGCCCAAAUCUUUAUUGAAUAUUACUUUUCCGAAGUCCACGCUGUUCUGCUACUUGAAGCAGAAGAUCGGCCUCAAUCCAAAGAGAAUCACGAGCGGGUUGAGAAAUGGUCGCCGUUGUGUUUCUACAUAUCAUUCGCAUUUAUAGCAUAUCUUAUAUUUACGUGCUUACUUAUACGUCUCAGGCAACCGAAAGAAGGUGUUGGCUUAGUGCUAAUUUCAUUGUCAACCUGCCUUCUUCUUCCUGGUUUUUCAUGGAUUCUUCAUCUUCCUGUGGUGAUUUUUGUGAGUCGAGAAAGAAUUCAUAAAAAUGAGCACGAUCACAGCGCAUUAUAUACGAGUCUCUGCGUUGCUUCAGUUAUCCAGUUUUUCAUUCUGCCACGUCAUCGCAGAAUGUUUUUCAUUAUUGCGGUCAGCUGGAUUCUGAUUAAUUUGUUAUUGAUUUUAAUCAUCAAUUGGGAUGCUUUAUGCGUUAAUACUCUUUUCAUAUGCUCAUGUUUAUCUCUAUUUCUACAUCAAUGCAUUAUUGCAUUCGUUGGCGUUGUGGCAGACUCAAAUGAAGCCGGAAAUCGCGCUGAAAUCGCGAAAAAACUCACGGAAGCGGUUUAUCGCCGCACUGAACUCGAAACCUUGAAGGAUCGUCAAGAGCAGCUUCUGCUUUCGGUAAUUCCUCCGUAUUUGGCGGACCAAGUCAGCAAGAGCAUCAUUCAAUCGAGUAGUACGGCGACGCGCAAAACGAAUUCAAAAAAUCAGAAACUGUUUCAUGAUCUGCAUGUGCAAGUUCAUGAUAAUGUUAGUAUUCUUUUUGCUGACAUUGUUAAUUUCACAGUCCUCGCGGCUCAAUUAACCGCAAAAGAUCUUGUUAGGACCCUUAACGAACUCUACAGUAAAUUUGAUCGAGAUGCUCAACGUCUUCAAUGUAUGCGCAUCAAGUUCUUGGGUGACUGCUAUUACUGUGUUUCCGGAAUGCCGGUGAAUCGGCCCAAUCAUGCUGACAUGUGUGUCGUUAUGGGUUUAGAGAUGAUCAAUACAAUCAAACAAGUGCGUCUUGCUACUGGAGUCGAUGUCAAUAUGCGCAUUGGAGUUCAUACGGGAUCCGUUCUAUGCGGAAUAAUGGGACUUCGAAAAUGGCAAUUCGACAUUUGGAGUGACGACGUCACAUUAGCAAAUCACAUGGAAUCGGCUGGAGUUCCUGGAGCAGUUCAUAUAACCAAGUCUACAAAAGAUAUGUUGCUAGGAGAGUAUUGCAUAGUGGAAGCCCAAACUGACGAUCCGUUUAUUGUUUCUCAUGGAGAGCCCACUUAUCACAUUCUUCCUGACAAGACGACUGCGAUUGAGCGGACAGCUUCGAUUUACAGGAAUAGUCGAUUGUCAACAAGUCCAGCUCUUCAAUCGAGAAUGAGCAUGAAGGCGAAAGUUUCAAAAAUGGUCGAAUUUUGGGGAGCAGAAACGCCAUUCGCAAAUUUUAAUAAAAAGAAAUCUUCGGAUGAAAAGUCUAGAAGGCCAACUUAUAUUAAUACUAUCCCAUCAAUGACGUUAAUUGAAAAUAAUUUGACAAAUUUCUCAUUCAACAGCAUCAAUUCGGUUUUUAACUGUGAGCUUCCCAGCAUUCCAGCAUCACCAAAGCUACUUUGGCCAUUCAGCCGAAAAACUAUUACAUGUCACUUAUCCGACUGUUUUCUACUCUUCGUUGUCUGCAUUCCAGCUUCUCUGGCAAAUAUCAUUCUCUGUGCACUCUAUUGCCCCUCUGAUGUCCUUCAGCAAAUCACAUUACAACAAUUUUUCACGAUUAUUGGUCUCGCUAUGUUAACCCUAUUGGAUCGCUUAUGCUCGUAUGGCGGUUCAUUGAUCACCAUUGCCGCUUUUAUCCUUUCUUCUUGCAUACCAAUCGGACCACAUAUAAUAAUAAAAGAAUCGAAUCUUUCGGGUGUAAUGGCGUUCAACUCUCUCAUAUUCCUGCCGAGCUGCGUCAGUCACAUUUGUUCGGUUUUUAUCCUCUACCGUUUGCCUUAUUCCCAUCGUUGUUUUCUAUUUUUUGUGGAUUUUGUGAUAUUCGAAGUGCUCUUAUCCCUGUUCCCUGCAUAUGGCGCAAAAGUUUAUGUCGGCUAUAUGGGGUAUCAUUUGUCCCUUGUAUCAAUCAGUCUAACCCUUCUACUGGUCCUUUUAUUCUUUUUGGAUUGGAUUACGAAUUACGAGAGAAAACGUGAAAGUGCGUGCCACGUGUCGUUUCAGAAUGAAGAACGUGACGUGGAAACAAUGCAGGAUAUCAAUAAGAUUCUAAUAGAGAAUAUUCUGCCUUCAAGUGUUGCUGCCAAAUUUCUGUCACCAGAUCGAGCAGUGAAUGAACUUUAUGCAAAACAACACGAGCAUGUGUGUGUGAUGUUCGCUUCGAUACCGAACUUUAAAGAUUUUUGGAGUCAAUGGGACACGAAUCGAAAACUCGAAUGUCUCAGACUAUUGAAUGAAAUUGUUUGCGAAUUUGAUAAGCUUCUGUCGAAACCAAAAUUCUCAAGUGUCGAAAAAAUUAAAACUGUUGGCAGCACAUAUAUGGCGGCGGUUGGUCUUAAUGAGAGCGAAACUGAUUAUGAUGACGUAAGAACUUAUCUGGAGAAGCAUACAAGCGGAAAAAUUUUGAAUAAUAAUAUGAGACAAGGAAAUAUGGCGUUUCGGAAUGCGAAUUUGAUGAUUGAGUUCGCACUUGCGAUGUCUCAAAUACUUGAUGCUUUGAAUCGCGACUCUUUUCAGAAUUUUGAACUCAGAAUCGGAAUGAGCGUCGGCCCCCUUGUUGCUGGGGUUAUUGGAGCUCAGAAGCCUCAAUAUGACAUAUGGGGAAAUACUGUGAACCUAGCAAGUCGUAUGGACACUCAUGGCGAAGCCAGAAAAAUUCAUGUUACCACUGAUAUGGGCAAAGUGCUAAUUGCUGGAGGCUUUCGAAUACAAAGCCGUGGAAAAAUAAAAGUUAAAGGAGUGAAAGAGCCGAUGGAGACAUUUUUUAUCGAGGUGGAUUCUAAAAGAAAUUCGUCAGCCUCCGAAGCUCAACAAAAUCAACACAGCUUACAUCAUUCCCUAUAA
Messenger RNA from Caenorhabditis bovis, 3195 nucleotides. NCBI's taxonomy places the organism in Eukaryota, Metazoa, Nematoda, Chromadorea, Rhabditida, Rhabditidae. The record is from the annotation of a GenBank genome assembly.